AUGACUGAAGAAAAUGAAAAACCUCUCGAGUAUCCGAAUAAUGUCGAGAGAAUUUUCUAUGAAAUUACAAUUGAUGACAUUAAAAAACGCAUCCAAAGGUUGGAGACGCGAAAUGAACAACUUUCCGAGAUCCACGACGAGACUGAACGGGACAUAACUUCUAAGGACAUUGACACGACAAACGAAAUCGCCGAACUCAAUAGAAAUUUAUCAGCUAAAUUAUCUAAAAUAGCUGAUGCACAGAAAGCUAUUGACACUUUGAUUAAUCAGCGGGUCGAUGAACAAAAUCGGCAUGACUGUAAAAUUAAUUUCAUCAAACAGAUGCACGAGACUACGCGCAUAGAACUUUUGUCGCAGAUUAAAAUCACAAGUAAAUAAAAUUAAUUUUAAAAAAGUCUCGAAAUUAUUGAAAGCUUUUUUUAAGAUGCAAAAAUAAAUUCUCUGGAAGACUUUCAUAAUAAUGAAGAAGCGAUUCGAGAAAAGAUAAACGAAAAUGAUCAUUUUUUAAUAGAGAAAGAAAAGAAGCUGGCGGAUAAAUUUAAUCAAAUUGAUGUCAAAUCUAAAAUAUUUCACGCAAAGUAAAAAUUUGUGUAAAAUUGAAAGAAUGUUUAUUUUUGACAUGAAUUUUUUUUUUAGACUGAUGGAUGAUUUAAAGACACAAAUUUUCCAACUGUCUGAGUCAUUAGCCUGCGAUAAUGUGAAGAGGAUUCCGUAUUCUAUAAAUAAAUUAUUUAAUGAAAAUGCUGCAAUACGCGACGAACUGGAUCUUAUUAAUUUAUACAUGACUAAUAAAAAAGAUAACAGUUCAAUUAUCAAGUAAUGAAUUCAUUUAUGACUGAUAAUUCUUGAUCUUUCAAGUAUUUUUUUUUUAAAUAGAAAUUCCGAAUCUAUAAGACAGAGUCAGUGGAAUACGAACAAUAAUUUGACGGCUUUAAAAUCACAAAAAAAACUAAUUGAAGUAAUGGCUAAAAACUACAAUAAUGUAACUCCGAUUUCUGAUACAAUAUUAAAUGACUACGAUACUCGGAUGGAAAAAUUACAGUCCGCAAUCUCUUGUUCCAAUGAACAAAUAGCAGAAUUAAAAUAUUUACUGCACCGUAAAACUUGUCAGCUGACAGAAACAAAAAAAUUUCAUGACGAAAUCCGUCGUAAUAUUGAUAAAUAUUCUGAUGCUCUGUAUGAUGUAAAAUAUGCCAUUGCAUGCGCACUUGAGGUUUACUUAUCUACUUUUAAUUAUUUAAAUUAUAAAUAUGUUUACUAUGUUAAUUUUCAUUCGACUGCAGAUUGAAG
Messenger RNA from Microplitis demolitor, 1290 nucleotides. RefSeq lists its product as uncharacterized. The transcript has 2 exons. The record is from RefSeq and is a predicted model, not a curated record. The coding region runs from base 1 to 378 and encodes 125 amino acids. NCBI's taxonomy places the organism in Eukaryota, Metazoa, Arthropoda, Insecta, Hymenoptera, Braconidae.